AACUUGAAGGGUUGUUUUGUACUUUAUGUACAUAAUUUUUUUAAUUCAACUUUCCCGCUCUUUUGAAGCACACAAUUAACAAUUGAAAACAAGAAAAACAAAACCUGUAAAACCCUAACGUCCGGUCAAUCGUCGGGAAAUGUCGACGUGGCAUAUAUGCAAAGACGUCGGAGGUAAUUUCCGGUGGGAAUCAUCAGGCAAAAUCCUCCAAAACAAGCCCCAAAAUGAACAACCACAUAAGCCUACUCUUCCACCUCUCCCUUCCAUGGCUGAUCUCCUAUAUCAAGGAUGUUCGAAGCUUGUGGAUAAUAGAGACGAAGAUGAAGGAAUAUUCCGUACAGGAUUAGGGAGAUCCGUUGCGAUUAAACAAUCUUCAAUUGAUAAAGCAUUUGCUGUUCUUGGCUCUUACGAUGAAGAUUGCGAUUAUAAUUUUGAUGCAAUUAGCUCAGUACGCUUGACAGGUAAAACUCAAGCUAGGGAAAAUGAACAUGGAUUCACCAACUCUCUUUUCCGUACUGCAUCUGGGAAGCCAGUUGAUGUAUCUUCUGCUGGUCUGGUUAGAGCCAAGACACUGUUGGGUCUUGAGAUUAGUAAUGAUGGAAAUAAGGGUUUUCAGCUUCCUAGGAAAUCAUCAAUUUCUGAGCAAAAUCAGUUGCAAAAUUUACCUAAAUCAAGUAUGGAAAAGAGUGUGAAAAAUCAUGCAAUGCAUGAUGCUCUACCAGUUCUAAGGCCAUCUUCACUUUCUAGGACUAGUUUAAAUGGACAUAGGCUAUCAACAGCAGGCAAUUCAAACAUGAUGGAUUCAGAAGUAUGUAAUUCUACACCCAAACCACCUUCAAUCAAAUUCCACACUGCAGGUGGAAGAUCCUUAUCAGUUUCCAGUGAUGCAUUAGAACGUGCAAAGAGGAUUCUUGGCGACCCAGAUAUUGGAACUUUCUUAAAUGAGGAUUUAGUUGAUCCAACCCUUUCAGGUUUGAAAGAGAAUAGAAUCGGUGAUGCUUUAUCCACCAAGAAAGCACACUUUCACUCUGCAUUUACUUAUCCAGGAGCUGCAAAGAGCAAGCAUAUCUCAAAAAGUUUCAUAUCCCCUCUUAAAUCAUCUUUACACCAAGAUGAGGCUGUUCAGUCUUUUUCAAAUGCAGAAAAAAAUGUUCUGGCAGUUAGUUUGCUUAAGAAAUUUGAUGCAGCUGACGACAAUAAGUCUCACGGGUCAAAUGGUACUACAUCUUCUAUGCAAAAGCUCUUACCUAAUAGCCCUUCUGAACGUAAUGCAUUAGUGGAUAAUUCCUUGGCAUAUGGUAAUGGUUCAAUGGUUAAUUCACUUUCUCGAUCAUCUAAUGGUCCGUUGGUUGACAUCUCAAACACAGUUGGUAACAAUUACAUAAAUCAUAAUCACAGCAAUGGUGAAAGAAAGAGACUUGGAAGGAGAACCUCUACUCCUCCAUUCAAGAGGCCCCGCAGUUCCAAAUUUACGACCCCCUACAACAGGAAUGUCGCUUAUGCUCCUAGUGGUUUAUCUUCUUCAUCAUCCGAAAGUUCUUGCCGUAGACAUACAGUUUCCACUAGAUAUCCUUUUCAAUGUCCAAGGAUGUAUAUCAAGGAAUUUUUUAAAGAGCUUCAUUUAGACAAAAGCAUGUUAGAGCACAUCACAGACCAAGUAAGAUGUAUCAAACCAGUCACAGCAGAGAAUUAUACUUUCUGUGAUGAAUCUGGCGCGAGCUGCAUUGGAUCCGAAGCUUUUCAGCAAAUGCUGGUUCUGUCUGGAGCUUCAGUACAAUUUGCUUCUAAAGAAUGGGUAAUUAACCAUUACAAGUGGAUAGUUUGGAAACUUGCAUGCUAUGAGAGAUUCUGUCAAUUGAAAUUUGCCAAAAGAUUUUUGACGGUCUCCAAUGUGCUCGAGGAACUGAAGUAUAGAUAUGAAAGAGAAGUGAAUCAUGGCCAUCGUUCUGCAAUUAAGAGAAUUCUAGAAGGAGAUUCUCCACCUUCUUCAAUGUUAGUUCUAUGCAUUUCAGCUAUUGACAUCAGUUGUAAAACAAAUAUAGAGACUCGAGCAUUAAAUGGGAGUGAUUGUAGUAAUGGUGGAAGAGUGGAACUUACUGAUGGGUGGUAUUCUGUAGGUGCUGUUUUAGAUGUACCAUUGUCAAAGCAACUUGCUGCUGGAAAAUUGUUUGUGGGACAGAAGCUUCGAAUAUGGGGAGCAGCAUUAUGUGGCUGGGGUGGCCCUGUUUCACCCCUUGAACUUCUUGCAUCAAGGACUGCGAGUUUAUUGUUGCAUGUAAAUGGAACCUAUAGAUCUCAUUGGGCCGACCGACUAGGAUUCUGUAAGAAUGUUAUUCCUUUGGCAUUUAGGUGCAUCAAGAGCAAUGGGGGUCUUAUUCCUCAAACACUGGUUGGAGUGACACGAAUAUACCCUGUUCUGUACAAGGAGAAAUUAAGUAAUGGUGGAUCUAUUGUGAGAUCAGAAAGAAUGGAGUCGAAGGCAAUGCACAUGUUCAAUCAGAGGAAAUCUGCUUUGAUAGAAGGCAUUAUCUCUGAAUUCCAAAGAGAGAUGAAAGGAUCUCAUGUCUACAAUGAUAGCGAUAGCGAAGAAGGUGCUAAAAUUAUGAAGGUUCUUGAGGCUGCAUCAGAACCAGAAGUUUUAAUGGCAGGGAUGAGUCUAGAGCAGCUAACAUCAUUUGCCUCCUACCAAGCAAAACUAGAGGCAAAUAAGCAGUUGGACAUGGAGAAAGCAAUUGAGAAAGCUUUGACAGACGCUGGCUUGAGUGAAAGAGAAGUAACUCCAUUUAUGAGGGUUAGAGUAGUUGGAUUAAGUACGUAUCCAAAAAAAGGUGGUGUUAAAGAAGGUUUGCUAACAAUUUGGAAUCCAACUGAAAAGCAGCAAAGUGAGCUGGUUGAGGGUCAGUCAUAUGCUGUUGCAGGACUUUUACCAGUGAACUCAGAUUCCUACAUGCUUUACUUACAAGCAAGAGGAUCUACAACCAAAUGGCAGCCCUUAUCUACCCUAGCAACCCAAAGUUUUCAGCCCUUUUUCAGUCCUCGAGUAUCCGUAUCAUUGUCCAAUUUGGGCGAAGUUCCCCUUUCCAAUGAAUUUGAUACUGCUGCAUAUGUUGUCCAUGUGGGAGAGGUUUAUGCAUCUGCUCAUUCAAAGAAACAAUGGGUGUUUGUUACUGACAGCUCCAUUUCUACCUCUAAGUCUGAAGAAAUAUCAAAUUCCUUGCUUGCCAUCAGCUUUUGCUCGCCAUAUGUAAACGAUGAUUCAUUUACACCAAUCAACUGUAAUCUUGUAGGAACCACUGUUGGCUUCAUUAAUCUCAUUAAGAAAGCGAAGGACCAGAUGAAUCAUGUAUGGACGGCAGAAGCAACAGAAAACUCAACUUACUUAUUAAGUUUUGAUUCUCUAAAAUGUUCUCACCUGAAAAGUGCUGCUACUGCUGUUCAAACCUGGGCAAAGACCUCUAGCAUGAUUGUUGAUAAACUUAAGGCAAAAAUUCUAUUUAUUGUUGGAAAUCGUAAAGGCUAACUGACCUGCAACCCAAACAUAGCAUGCGGAGAGUUCAUCUUGGCCGUAGAUAUUGACGAGCACGUGAAACGAAGGCGUGGAGUGUUAAUAGUAGCAGCUGCCACAAUCUCUUCCAAUCAAAUGCUUGAUCAACAUAAUUAUCAGUACUAAAACUGUUUGCAGCAGCAUCACCUUGUAAUUCUUGUAGUCCCUACGAUUGCGACGUUCUUAUUUCAGGUAUACGCUUCACAUCUGAGGUUUCAGAAGCUGAGGUUUUGGGACAUGUACAUAAUGCAAGGUGUUCCUGGAGGCACCUUUAUCAAUUUGGAUUUUCGAACCAUAUAUGACCAACUUCAUCGCGAACCAUGCAACUGCCGCAAUAGAGUGAUGGUUUUGACACAUUUUGAGCAAAAUGGUUCGGCAGGCCUUUCCUAUGCACUAUUUGUGAGGAAGACUGAGAGAAUGUAAUCAAUUUAGGAGUUGGUGAAUUGUGCAACUGAUGAACCACAAAUCUUCAAAAUAUAGAAACUGCGCCAUCAAAGUAUGUAAAUAUUAUAUUCACAUAAAGUUAGUUUCAGGUUUUUGAAUGUUGUAUAGUGUUGUUUUUUUGCUAAAUCUAAAAGAUCCAUUUUUUUUUGUAAUAUAUGAGAAUGAAGUUAAAUGUCAGAACUUUAAGGAUAAAGUGUUUGAUUCUGAAAGUAAAGAAUCAAGGUGUACAAA
This is a messenger RNA of Mercurialis annua (annual mercury), 4219 nucleotides long. RefSeq names its product protein BREAST CANCER SUSCEPTIBILITY 2 homolog B. Lineage: Eukaryota; Viridiplantae; Streptophyta; Magnoliopsida; Malpighiales; Euphorbiaceae. The record is from RefSeq and is a predicted model, not a curated record. Bases 140 to 3520 code for a protein of 1126 amino acids. The transcript has 20 exons. Gene Ontology annotation, biological process: regulation of DNA-templated transcription; double-strand break repair via homologous recombination.